Molecule: messenger RNA, 618 nt
Organism: Loa loa (African eye worm)
Lineage: Eukaryota; Metazoa; Nematoda; Chromadorea; Rhabditida; Onchocercidae
Exons: 6
Coding region: 1-618 (205 amino acids)
Source: RefSeq, a predicted model, not a curated record
AUGAUACUUCCGGUACGGAAAUGUAUCUCGUGUCCUUGUCCAGCAACUCCAACAACUUGUCCAGUAAUGCCUUUUGAUCACUGUCCAUGCAAUGUGCAAAUUAGUCAGCUUCUACCAUGCCCUAUCGUUUCAGGCACGUUUCAGGUAAGAAGUCGGCGCCGAAAACGACAAAUGGUAGAAGUAAUAGUACCUCUGGACGACAAGCCAGCAAUUGAGUAUCUUCGGAGACUUGGAUAUGUGGAAGAAUUCAACUUAUCAUCUGCAAAUAUUUGUCACCCGAUAAGCUUAUCAGCCAAUGUUUUAUCUCCAGAUGAGAAAACAGCAGCAGUGGUACCGGUACCAAUGCAACCAUUUCAGGCUGCACUGUUCGCUCAGCAACAAAUACCCAUUCAACUUUUAACAAAUUCCAUGCCGCAACAGUUUGCAUUUGGCGGAAUAAAUGGUGUGCAACCACUGAAUUUUGCGCUUGUGUCUCAGCAGCAAGAGAAACAACAACGGAUGAUACCUUCCGGAUCAGCUGAACAAUCUAAAUUGACAGAUUUACUUGCAUCUCCACCUAACACUCAACUAAAGAUAAAUGACACACCAAUCGCAAUGAUCAAAACAAUAGCGGGGUGA